This is a messenger RNA of Anarrhichthys ocellatus (wolf-eel), 1916 nucleotides long. RefSeq names its product centromere protein U (gene cenpu). The record is from RefSeq and is a predicted model, not a curated record. The transcript has 13 exons. Gene Ontology annotation, cellular component: nucleus. Bases 315 to 1526 code for a protein of 403 amino acids. Lineage: Eukaryota; Metazoa; Chordata; Actinopteri; Perciformes; Anarhichadidae.
AGCAGAUACUGAACCCUUUCGCUCUCCGUAGGAUCUGCUCGGGGAAGCUGAUUUUACUAUAUUUUUACAAAAUGCAAGUGCAAAUAUUUAAUAAAGGUAAACUACAUCCAGACUAUAUCACCGUAAACGUUUUGAUUCAUCUACAUAAACUCAUUUUGGGAGGUCGCGUUUUCUUCAUUAUAAAUUGUACCAAAUCCCACCCCUGUAUUUCUGGAAUGGUACAGUCCAGAACUUGAAUCAUUUUGCGGGAAGCUGCUUCUAUCCAAUUCGAGCUACGGAGUUUUCAAAACAAACGUGUUUGCUACUUGUUCCAAAUGAGUGCCAAAAAGGGCAGAAGAGCCAAAGUGCUCACGGUGCCACAACAGCAGAGUCAGAAAGGUUCAUCUAAUGAUCAGACGGAUUCUCCCAACCUGUCCUCUAUAGACAAAGCUAGCUUCCUCGAGGGACUGCAGCCGAAUUAUGGUAACCCUCUGCACAGCACGGCCGUGGAGGAAGAUCUGAACGUCCCAGAGGAGGAUCAGAGGAGCGGAGGCAAAGCCGGGAGGAAGGAAGUUCCUCAGACGGCGAAGACCGCUGUAAAACAGCGCGGAGCUGCCGUGAAGAGGAAGGAGACGGAGAGGGAUGGAGAGAAUGAGGAGGAAGAGGAGAAGAGAAAGAGGAGCAGGAGAAGUACUGGAGGGACGAGGCCGGUGGAAAAUCAGCAGACCAAGAAAGGCAAGAAGAGGGAGAGUGAAACAGGAAGUGGAAAGUCCAGUGACGCUGCGCCACAGGAGAAAGCUGACCCUGCCUAUAAGAGAGUGCUGUCCUCUGAGGAGGAGGAGCGGGGGGAUGAUGAUGGGAGUUGGAUCCCAAGUCCAAAGAAGGCCAAGGUUUUAAGUUUGGGCAGAGACAGGAAGUCUGAUAAGUCCAAAUCUAGAACUUCUUCUUCAGGCAGUGCAUCUGCAGGACCAGAGAAGGCCACCAGAGACCAGCAGAGGAGGAAAAGACGUGGUGCGGGAGGGACAGAGACAGAGGUGGUGCUGGAGGCCUUCCUGGACUUCUGUGACCAGUACAGAGAGUCUGUGGAGUCUAAAGCAGUCAAACAGGCUGUUGAUUCUUUCUCCUCCAAUGUGGAAGAGCAACUGUUGGAAAAGAUCUCGUCUUUAAAGGAGUUCAAGAUUCUAAAGAGAGAAAAUGCCAAGGUGGCGUCUUCGAUCCGCACGAAGACACAGAGACUGCUGGAAGCCAAGCAUGAGCUGAUGAGGGCAGAGAGGCAGGCGUGGUUGCUUGAAAAGGAGAAAGCUGAACUUGAAGUCCGGUUGGCCGAUCUGAGACGAGGCCGCGCCUUUCUGCAUGACAUCGGAGAGCUCAACAGACAAUACCUGGACUACCGACGCAAACGCCCCAAAGAAAAGGAAAUGUACGGGGCGUCCAGCUUGCCUGCUCUGCUGUUGGAGACCAAGCAUAUUCAGGGAGCAGAGCAUCAGCUGGGAGUAACCAACUACUGUCUCAAGAAACAGCUGAGGAAGAACAAGACUCGGAAAUAGUACGCCAUGCCAUACCCACACCGAAUGUACACCGGUUAAAGACUCAAAGACGGCCGUUUCAAAGCCUAGUACAGAAAACGCCUUCACAUUUUGGAUUAUGUGUUGUGGUUCAGAUGUCAUUAUGUAUAUAGCCUAAAUCCUGCCCAUCCUGGAUCAUUGCUAGAUUAAUAAAAACAAUACUGUAAGUAUAAAUAAAUGCAAAAUAAACCAUUUUUCUUUAUGGUGUUUUUUCUUCACAAAAUAAUGUAAGAAGUUCUAUUUCUGGGUGAUUUUGAAUGUGUGUAGUCAAAUUGGUUUCCCUUGUAUAUGAGUUCUGUAAUUUUCUCUGAUAGCUGCAUUAAAUGUGUAUCAAAUACUGUAGUUUCAGUUUCUCUAAAUACGUUUAACGCG